AUGGACAAGGACGCCAUGGACAAGGAUGUCCCCACUGAAGUCAAGAUGGAAAAGGAUUGUACUGCUGAGACAGACUUGGCUCUCCCUGAAGCUGAGAAACUCGCAAAGGCUCAUAAAUUACAGGAAGCCUUUGAUGUACUCCAACCAGUAGAAAAACUCACUAGAGGAAUGGGCGACUUGGCAAACAAUACUAAAAUAUUGACUACAUAUGUUCGAAUGGCUUACGAGGCAAAGGACUACAAGCAAUUGAACGAGGUCGUCAUCAGUCUAUCAAAGAAACACGGGCUCCUCAAACAGGCUGUGACAAAGAUGGUGCAAGCAGUCAUCACCUACUUGGAAGCCAUAACUGACAUGAAGACCAAACUCGAUUUGAUUGAAACUUUGAGAACUGUCACUGAGGGAAAGAUCUAUGUUGAAGUAGAACGGGCUAGACUUACCCGAGUCCUCUCCAAAAUCAAGGAAGACGAAGGCAAUAUAACAGAAGCUGCCGACAUCUUGCAAGAAUUGCAAGUCGAAACUUUUGGUUCCAUGGAUCGUCGAGAAAAGACAGACUUUAUAUUGGAGCAAAUGAGAUUAUGUUUGGCAAAGAAGGAUUACGUCAGAGUGCAAAUCAUUAGCAAGAAGAUUGGAUUAAAGUUCUUUGAACAUGCCGAGCACCAAGACCUCAAAUUGAGAUUCUAUGAAAUCAUGAUCAAACAUGCUCUACAUGGAGACAACUAUCUAGAUGUCUGCAAAUACUAUCGAAGCAUAUAUGAAACCCCUUGUAUCAAAGAAAAUAUUGAAAAGUGGGGUGAAGUAUUGACGAACGUAGUCAUGUUUAUCAUCCUGGCUCCAUACGAUAAUGAGCAAUCAGACCUCAUUCAUCGUAUCUAUGAAGACCCAAACUUGGCAAAAGCACCACUCUUCAAGCAAUUGGUCAAGGGCUUCAUUACUGAUGAGUUGAGCGUGUGGGGAAAGAUUGAAAAGAACUAUGCUGCUACACUUCAGCAAUCCUAUGUUUUUGCUCCUGCCACUGAUGAUGGCGCAAGGAGAUGGAAGGAUUUGCAUUCACGAGUUAUUGAACAUAACAUUCGUGUGAUUGCCAAGUAUUAUACACGCAUCACAAACACUCGAUUGACUCAAUUAUUGGAAUUAUCUGCAGCAGAAGCUGAAGAAUUUCUCUCCAAGCUGGUAGUAUCCAAAACCAUUUAUGCCAAAAUUGAUCGACCAGCUGGUAUUGUAUCCUUCGUUCCACGCAAAGAUCCCAAUGCUGUAUUGAAUGAAUGGUCUACCAACAUCAACUCCUUGUUGGAAUUGAUUGUCAAGACACAGCACUUGAUUACAAAGGAGGAAAUGGUGCAUUCAAUCACCAAACAAAUCGAGGCUUGA
Molecule: messenger RNA, 1368 nt
Organism: Synchytrium microbalum
Lineage: Eukaryota; Fungi; Chytridiomycota; Chytridiomycetes; Synchytriales; Synchytriaceae
Exons: 8
Coding region: 1-1368 (455 amino acids)
Cellular component (GO): proteasome regulatory particle, lid subcomplex; nuclear proteasome complex; cytoplasm
Source: RefSeq, a predicted model, not a curated record